CUAUUGUCAGCCAAUAUAUAUAGUAUGCCAUACGGGUUUCUUGUAUAUAUACCAAACAAGUUGUCUCCAAGCCUGUCAACGGACCAAAACAUAGAUCAUUCUUAGCCAGUGACCAUCUCCACUAGAACUACUACCCGUAAUCGAUAUCUCUAGCACUUUUAUUGGAGUAUGUGUCACCAUCGCAAGACUAUCUACAAAUGCAACCACACCGACGUCGACCCGCCGGCCCUGCGGGCCUGCGAGACGCAGCAUAACCACGAGACAGGCCUAAGUUCGGAGCCAUGCAAUGUCAUCGAGAGAUGGAGUAACGUCAAAGUCCCUCGUCUCUGUCCAUCUUGCCGCGAGACGAAGUCCCAUGGGAAGUGCGUUUCGCAUAUGGAUGAGGCUGGCUUGAAAACCGAGGAGAGACAGGAUGAUAAUGCCUCCCCGGAAUCGAAAGAGAUGGCAGCCGCAGAGCCGGAAAGUGCCGGAAUUGCGCCUGGAGAACCGACGCAGACAGUCGAUCCCGUUGAGGAGUUCCUGAGGAAGAAGAAAGAGGAGAAUGACGCUCACCUGAUGAUGAUUUCUGAUUAUAGGUAGGUUAGCGUUGGGCAUAUUCUGAUAGUAUCUCCUUCAUUGUUAUACCUUUAAGAGAAACAUGUAUAGAAUA
Molecule: messenger RNA, 649 nt
Organism: Daldinia caldariorum
Lineage: Eukaryota; Fungi; Ascomycota; Sordariomycetes; Xylariales; Hypoxylaceae
Exons: 2
Coding region: 169-579 (136 amino acids)
Source: RefSeq, a predicted model, not a curated record